UCCGAUUUGACACUGAGACGACUUCACCAUGUCACCUUUUUAUUCCUACUUAGGAAAUACGUGAUGGCAUUCCCACGUUCAUCUGCUGUGGCUGAGUCUGUUCUAAAAACAUUGAACCCCCCCCCCGAUGGUUGGCUCUUAGAGCAGAGGGCGAAUCAUUAUGCGAGCUGAAAUAGGCCAACUACUCCAAUUAAAACAUGAGAAUCUGCAACCAAUCCACCCUUGCGGGAGCCCUGGCAGCCAGCCAUGCUGCAGCUGUCACGCAGAUAUCCGACAGCGACAUGACCGAUCUCCUCAAAAAGGGCGGCGUCGAACUCGCAGAUCGAUUGAGAAGGAUGGUGCGAAAAUCGAUGGUAUCGAGGCUGGCCUACAAUUACUCCAGCGACGGGGAAAGAGUCAUAAUAAUCCAUUCUAAAGAUGAAACAACAUGUGGGCACCAUCUCGGGCCCCUCUUUCCGCCCACAGCGACUACCACAACGUCGCCUGGGCCGAUAUCCAAAACACCCUCAACACAGCCCAGAUCCAAGCCCGGCGACGCCAAAGACCCCAAUGGCGUCAGGAGCAACGACCACCACAAGGUAUAUGUAGCCUGGUCGAACCAUGCGCACUUUGACACCAGCAACACGGGGUGGAAUGAUCCAGCCAGCCGGUCGUUGGAUCGUGCGUUCCGUAGUCAGUAUUGGUGGCACUAUAGAUUGUACGUUCGACCUGAUAAUUCGACGGAUGCUGGAAAGGCGCUUGGGAGUGCGGAUUAGGG
Messenger RNA from Aspergillus wentii DTO 134E9, 757 nucleotides. RefSeq lists its product as uncharacterized. NCBI's taxonomy places the organism in Eukaryota, Fungi, Ascomycota, Eurotiomycetes, Eurotiales, Aspergillaceae. The record is from RefSeq and is a predicted model, not a curated record. Bases 198 to 755 code for a protein of 185 amino acids. The transcript has 3 exons.